CGUCUGGUCCAUGCUGUGACCCUGGGGUAAGAUCUGUACCUCUCGUUUUAUAUACUGGCCAUUGUCCCGUCGUCAUCUCCUCCAGCAUGGGAUCUAGAUUCGUGGGUUUCUAGGCAGUCUCGUGUUUCUUCAGGGCGGCUGGCUUUCCAAAAUGUCCGUCGCGAAUGCUGGCUUAGCUGUAGCUGCCACAGCUCCACAGGCAGAAGAUGCGACGAGAGCUCCUGAGCUAGACGACCUCGAGGAGGAACACCCUAUUGCGCCUGACCAAUUCGACCCAAGAUACGAGACGACCAGGUGGGAACGAUGGGCUUACUACUGCUACUAUAUCGGAAACAACGGUCUUACCCUAUUCAACUUCGCGCCCACUUCAUUUCAAGACCUCCUGUACGAGGCUGCGGGUGACAGUGAGCGAUUACAGUUUCUGGGUUCUUACCGAACGAUCAACAGUAUUGUCCUACUUGCCAAUGGUAUCUCCUUUGCAAUCCAGGUCGUCUUGUUCCUGUUCAUCGGCAGCAUGGCAGAUUACGGACGAUGGCGACCCUGGAUCUUGGUUUUCUGGUCCAUCGUUGCUUUUGCCAUUGGUUUCGCCUGGCUUGGGGUCCACACAGAGGACAAAUGGCCUACGGCAACCGGGCUUUACAUGGUCGGAUUGAUUGCAUACCAAAUGUGUAUUACCUUUUGGACCGCCGCGUUUCCGGGCCUUGCCCGCAACGAACCGGAAAUGCGCGUUAAGGCAGAGCAGUAUGAACGCGGAGAAAUCAGUCGAGAUGACUACGACUUUGCGGAUAUGAUGCAACGUAACCGAAUCUACAAUGUGGCUUUCAUCAUGCAAAGUGCAGGAGAAAUAAUCAUUCUGGCUGUACUUGUUGGCAUACUCUUCGCACUGGAUGUCAACGCAAGUGCGGCCAAUAACUUAUGGGGUCUGUCUGUCCUCAUCGCUUAUGCAACCGGAGUAUGGAUCCUGCUUGCCAUACCAUGGUUCAUCUUGGAAAAGAAGCGACCGGGACAGAUGCUUCCACCUGGAAUGAACCUGGUCAGUGUUGGGUUCUGGAACAUUUGGCGUGCAUUGGUACAGAUCUGGGAGUUGAAGCAAAGUUUGUUAUACUUGAUCGGUUAUUUUCUGCUUGGAGAUAGCCUGAAUACGACGGUCACCGUAAUCGCCACACUCCAGAACACUGUUGUCUCGUACAACACCCUCACUCUCACAUACCUCCUCAUUGUCGGUAUCGCAGCCCAAGGCGCUGGUAUACUGGGCUACUGGCUCAUCCAGAAACGCUUCCGACUCAGCACCAAGACCAUGUUUGACUUUGUCAUGCUGGGCAUUCUUCUCCUCGAUGGCUGGGGUAUGAUUGGAAUCUGGACCCACAAGUUCGGCUUUCAUAACGAAUGGGAGUUUUGGCUGUAUCAAGUCAUCUACGGCAUAUUUGUUUGCCAGUGGUACGCUUAUUCUCAGACCAUGAUCAGUGAGGUUACGCCCCGAGGAAAAGAGUUUCUGUUUUUCAGCCUGUAUUCGAUCAUGGGCAAGACGUCCGCUUUCAUUGGACCCAUCGUGUCCAGCGCCAUCAUCGAUGCCAGCCCGUCCGGAAACAAUAGCCUACCAUUUUACUUUUUGUUUGGCCUGAGCUUGCUGAGCUUCCUGCUCUUGUUCUUCUUUGUAGACCUGAAGAAGAGUCGUAGGGAACAGGAAGUGUUCCUGGCAAAGGAGAAGGCUGCAAAGGAACGACGGGCGAGCUUUGUCGCAUUCAGCACAGGAAGACCAGUGGAAGACCACGACGUCGGUACUACAAGAAGUACCAAAACAGGAAGAAAGGCGGCCCUGGGCAACAACGCAGAUACUGGCAGUGGGAGCUCGAAGAGCCUCGAAGCACAGGAGAUGAAGACGUGAUUGGAUCAUAGAUAAGGGCUAACCUACAGGGUUUGUCUUCAAAAUUCACUAUCAUCAUCAAGAGCGCGUUUCAGCCUCGUCUGAGCACAAGUCACGCGAUCAUAUUCGAAGUUCAUCCCUAGCCAGGGCGGGAUACUGUUAUCAAGGUGUUAAACAGGCACGCGGCUAUGAAUGUGAAGCUGGGCAUGAGUCAUGAGGGCGCUGAGCCUAUACAACUGU
Exophiala viscosa is the source of this 2104-nucleotide messenger RNA. Its product is annotated as UMF1 family MFS transporter. Lineage: Eukaryota; Fungi; Ascomycota; Eurotiomycetes; Chaetothyriales; Herpotrichiellaceae. The coding region runs from base 152 to 1885 and encodes 577 amino acids. The transcript is spliced from 2 exons. The record is from RefSeq and is a predicted model, not a curated record.